Molecule: messenger RNA, 1159 nt
Organism: Hyposmocoma kahamanoa
Lineage: Eukaryota; Metazoa; Arthropoda; Insecta; Lepidoptera; Cosmopterigidae
Product: modular serine protease-like
Exons: 8
Coding region: 1-1038 (345 amino acids)
Biological process (GO): proteolysis
Molecular function (GO): serine-type endopeptidase activity
Source: RefSeq, a predicted model, not a curated record
AUGUCUGGCUUCUGCAAGCUGAACAAGCACCCUAGCGUGGAGUACCGCUGUGUUUCCCAAGAGGAAGGCACUAGAGAAUGCAAUGAAUUGGAACCACCGGGCACAAUAGUGCAACCUAUCUGUCGAUCUCCACACUACUACAACCACGGAGUCCUGGGCCCCAUGACAUGCAUCGACGGCCACUGGAACCACGUGGCCAUUUGCACACCAGAGUGUGGCAGAGUUGCAUCUGAGGGGGGACUCAACAACGUCCAGCUUCAAGGGCAUUGGCGCGGUGACCUGCCAUGGCACGCUAGUAUAUAUAGGAAAACUACCACACCCUUUCAGCAGAUAUGUGAAGGCACGCUUAUUAGCACAACUGUUGUUAUAUCAGCGGCCCACUGUUUUUGGACGGAGAUGAAGAAACUCCAGCCAGCUGAUAACUACGCCGUAGCUGUCGGCAACCUUUACCGCCCGUGGAAUGAGCCUAGAGACCUUCAUGCCCAGAAAUCCGAUGUAGAGGACAUCAAAAUCCCGUUACGAUUCCAAGGCGCAAUCACCAAUUUCCAGGAGGAUAUCGCCAUAUUGAGGUUGACUCAGGCAUUUCAGUACAAUUCCUACGUGAGACCUGUAUGUCUCGACUUCGAUGUUAACUUUGACAGUACACAAUUGAAGAGCGGGAAGUCAGGACAAGUGGCAACCUGGAAUCGACUAGGAUCAAACAAACUCGAGUAUCCAGCCCUGAAAGUGGUGGAAUUGCUCUAUAUGGAUAUCGACGAGUGCCUCGCUAAUAUACCUCCGAGUUUCAGGGAAUACAUCACUAGUGACAAGAUUUGCGCUGGGCAUGGUAAUGGUACAGAUCCAGCCCUAUGCAGAGGUGACGGCGGCGGCGGCCUAGUGUUCCCUGAUACAGAGCGUGGCAUAGAACGCUUUUACCUUCGCGGUAUAAUGUCCGUAGCACCAAUCAAUGACAACAGCGGUUGCAGCACUUUGAGUGGCUUCACGCAGAUUUUGAAGCACGAAAUUUUUAUUAAGGAACAUGCUCUAGGCGUCAUAUGAUUUCAACUAAGCCUUCUUCUAAGGAAAAUUCUAGUUAUAUCGAUAGAAUGCUACAGCUUAGAAUGUAAUGACAAUUUUUUUUUUGGCUAAGGCUCUACUCUCACUGGCGCAGAGUCGAAGC